This is a messenger RNA of Lemur catta (Ring-tailed lemur), 3128 nucleotides long. RefSeq names its product zinc finger protein 668 (gene ZNF668). The record is from RefSeq and is a predicted model, not a curated record. Gene Ontology annotation, molecular function: RNA polymerase II cis-regulatory region sequence-specific DNA binding; DNA-binding transcription factor activity. The transcript is spliced from 3 exons. Bases 1044 to 2903 code for a protein of 619 amino acids. NCBI's taxonomy places the organism in Eukaryota, Metazoa, Chordata, Mammalia, Primates, Lemuridae. Gene Ontology annotation, biological process: regulation of transcription by RNA polymerase II.
CUGAGGCAGCAGAAGUGUGCUGACUGUAAGGGUACAGCCCUUUCCACUCAUCCCAGGGGCUCCUGUGUCCUCCCUGGGUUAGCCAGGUUAAGCUGCUUCUACAGCUUUCCUGGAGUAAGGGGCCUUGAGCCUCUAUCUGUAUUUCCCCCAGCGCCCUCCUGGCUCAGCUCAGCUCCAUCUUCCUCCUUAACCCCAACGUCAUAACUUAGAAGCCACCAACCCCUGAGGUGUACAGAUGAGGAAACAGGCCUAUGAACAUGUACUGAUUUCACUGAGGUUUCCUAGCAAGUUAUCUACAGGGCUGGAAGUAGAACCUAGGCCUCCUAGCCUCUGUGCACACCUGGCUCCCCCUACCUCCCCUAGCAGCAGCUGCCCCACACUCCUUAAGUGGAUCUGCCAUAAUCCUCUUCCCUUCAUCCCCCAGGGAGGAUGAGCUGGUGUUAAGACUAAUGCAGCCAUUAAUCCUAUUUGCUCCCGGCCAUGAUCCCCAGGAACAGAUGGGUGGAGGAUGUCUGGGUUCUGGAUCAGAAAGUAGGGACCUCAGCUACAGCUGGUAUCCCAGGCCACGUUAGAUCAGAUACAUUGAUUAUGACUCAGAAAGAGGCUUCUGGCUGCUAGCAGUGGCUCAGGCUGCCUUGACAGAGAGUGAGCUCCCCAUUACCAGAGUUAUGGGAGUAGGAGCCCAACAGGGAUUCCAGAACACAGGGUGGACCAGGAUUCCUGUCUGGGGUGGAGUGCCUUACAGCUGUGUAAGGCAAGGAUUCUGUGUAAACAGUUGCUGUCUCUGAGAGCUCACCAACCAGAGAGGAAAAACAGAACGUACAUGCUGGGGACCUAUCACUUCCAGACAGUGCCAACUACCACAUUUAGCCCAUUGGCUCCACCCUCUUCUGGUCCCAAGUCUGUCUUCCCUGGGCACUUGUUGACUUUUUCAGGCCAGGCCCACAUCUGGGUACCCUCUGCAUCUGCAGACCCUUCGUCCUGGCACAGUCCUUGGACACUGAGCUGAAGAAGGAAGAUGAGAAGCCCCGCCCACCAAGGCCAUGGAGGUGGAGGCUGCAGAGGCCCGGUCCCCAGCCCCCGGUUAUAAGCGCUCCGGCCGCCGCUAUAAGUGCCUGUCAUGUACCAAGACAUUUCCAAAUGCGCCCAGGGCAGCGCGCCAUGCUGCCACACACGGGCCUGCAGACUGCACAGAGGAGGUGGCUGAGGUGAAGCCAAAGCUGGACACAGAACCCAAGGCAGAGGAAGCCAGUGGCGACAAGGUGUCAGGUUCAGCCGCUAAGCCUCGGCCCUAUGCGUGCCCGCUGUGCCCCAAGGCCUACAAGACAGCACCCGAGCUGCGCAGCCAUGGGCGCAGCCACACGGGCGAAAAGCCCUUCCCAUGUCCUGAGUGCGGCCGCCACUUCAUGCAACCGGUGUGCCUGCGCGUGCACUUGGCCUCACACGCUGGCGAACUGCCCUUCCGCUGCUCGCACUGCCCCAAGGCCUACGGCGCGCUCUCCAAGCUCAAGAUCCACCAGCGCGGUCACACAGGCGAGCGGCCCUACGCCUGCGCCGACUGCGGCAAGAGCUUCGCUGACCCCUCGGUGUUCCGCAAGCACCGGCGCACACACGCGGGCCUGCGGCCUUACGGCUGCGAGCGCUGCGGCAAGGCCUACGCCGAGCUCAAGGACCUGCGCAACCACGAGCGGUCCCACACAGGUGAGCGGCCCUUCCUCUGCUCCGAGUGUGGGAAGAGCUUCUCCCGCUCGUCCUCACUCACGUGCCACCAGCGGAUCCACGCGGCGCAGAAACCCUACCGCUGCCCGGCCUGUGGCAAGGGCUUCACGCAGCUCAGCUCCUACCAGAGCCACGAGCGCACGCACUCCGGCGAGAAGCCCUUCCUGUGCCCGCGCUGCGGCCGCAUGUUCUCCGACCCGUCGAGCUUCCGGCGCCACCAGCGGGCGCACGAGGGCGUGAAGCCCUACCGCUGCGAGAAGUGCGGCAAGGACUUCCGGCAGCCGGCGGACCUGGCCAUGCACCGGCGCGUGCACACCGGCGACCGGCCGUUCAAGUGCCUGCAGUGUGACAAGACGUUUGUGGCGUCUUGGGACCUCAAGCGGCACGCGUUGGUGCACUCGGGCCAGCGGCCCUUCCGCUGUGAGGAGUGCGGGCGGGCCUUCGCCGAGCGAGCCAGUCUCACGAAGCACAGCCGGGUGCACUCGGGUGAGCGCCCCUUCCACUGCAACGCCUGUGGAAAAUCCUUCGUGGUAUCCUCGAGCCUGAGGAAGCACGAGCGGACCCAUCGAAGCAGUGAGGCCGCAGGGGCUCCCCCACAGCAGGAGCUGGUAGUGGGGUUGGCGCUGCCCGUGGGCGUGGCGGGUGAGGGCUCCGCCGCCGCGGCAGCCGGGGCCGGGCUGGGGGAACCUCCCGCCGGGCUGCUGGGGCUGCCCCCGGAGUCUGGCGGGGUGAUGGCUACGCAGUGGCAAGUAGUGGGCAUGACGGUGGAGCACGUGGAGUGCCAGGAGGCUGGUGUGGGGGAGGCUGCUGGUGCCCUGGGAGGGACAGGCGAGGUGGGGGGUGAGGAGGUUGACGAGAAGCCCCCCCAGUUUGUGUGCCGCGAGUGCAAGGAGACCUUCUGCACACUGACGCUGCUGCGGCGGCAUGAGCGCUCACACCCGGAGCUCCGGCCCUUUCCCUGCACCCAGUGCGGAAAGAGCUUCUCAGACCGGGCUGGGCUGCGCAAGCACAGCCGUACCCACAGCUCUGUGCGCCCCUACACCUGCUCCCACUGUCCCAAGGCUUUCUUGAGUGCCAGCGACUUGCGCAAGCAUGAACGCACCCACCCUGUGCCCAUCGGGACCCCCACGCCCCUGGAGCCCCUCGUGGCUUUGCUAGGAAUGCCUGAAGAGGGGCCGGCCUGAAGCCCAUGGCCCCCAGUCCACCACACUUCCAGGAGCCCAGCACCCACGGGGUGCCUCCUGAGCCUCCUUUUGCCCCAGCUCACUCUUAAGACUCCAGAUCCUUGCCCCUGGGCAAGUAGCUCACUUGUUGCCCAGCUAAGAGAGCUGUGGCCGGUGGAAUCUGGCAGCAGCUGUGAGAGACGUGAGGCUCUCUGAGCAGCACUCAUUAAAGCUUUCACUUUGGCA